This is a messenger RNA of Rhodofomes roseus, 825 nucleotides long. RefSeq lists its product as uncharacterized. NCBI's taxonomy places the organism in Eukaryota, Fungi, Basidiomycota, Agaricomycetes, Polyporales, Fomitopsidaceae. Bases 1 to 825 code for a protein of 274 amino acids. The record is from RefSeq and is a predicted model, not a curated record. The transcript has 7 exons.
AUGACCAAUAAUGAGUUCAUUGCCUUUCAGCUUCUUGUUGAGCAGAGUGCCAAGACACACCUGGAGACCAAAAAGUGUAUGUCCUACCAGGACCAGGAGAAGAUGCAGAUGCAUGUUGCCAAUUUGGCUGACGUCAAGCUAUUGAUUCACCUGCACUUAGGUUGCCAGAGCAUGGGCCACAAGGGCCAGUACUGUGAUGACUGGAUAAUCAGUGACUACACGCAGCUAUGGCUCCGUGCACAAGUGUUGGCAGCGCAGUCUGCAUCAUUAUCGCAAGAAACACCAUCACAAGGCAGGGACCCAUACAAGAAUAGUUGUGGUUUGGACAUUGAAUACUAUGACCUUGUGGGCACUGUUGCCCUUUGCCUCUAUGUCCUGCAAGUGCAGCAGGAAGGUAUUGUACAGCCUGCCACAGUCUAUUUGGAGAUGAGCACUGCUGUAGAGGACAACCACAGUGUCUUGUUCACACAUGAAGGGAGCAGGGGGAACAGCAGGAGUGGGAGCGGGAAUGGUGGGGAGCUGGACUGGAGAAGUGGCAGGAGCAGGAGCCCAGACAGCAGGGACAGGGAUGGCGGCGGGGAUGGCAGGAAUGGCGGGAACGGGGACAGCAGGGACCAGGAUGGGAGCAGCAACUGCAGUGGAGCCAGGACUUGCACAGGAGCAGCAGCAGGUCCCAUCUGGGUCUUGAUAUCUACGGGUCUGCCAAACACUGCAGCGUUCAUGGCCUGGGUAACAGCAAGGAGGUCCUCCCGGGGACCUGUCAGGAUGAGAGUGAUUUGGGGCAUCAUGGUGAUUGGGAUGUUCAGGGAAGGUUUGCGCCCUUAA